This is a messenger RNA of Cyanistes caeruleus (blue tit), 5273 nucleotides long. RefSeq names its product dynein axonemal assembly factor 9 (gene DNAAF9). The record is from RefSeq and is a predicted model, not a curated record. NCBI's taxonomy places the organism in Eukaryota, Metazoa, Chordata, Aves, Passeriformes, Paridae.
CCCUCCGGUGCAUCGCGGUCGCCAUGGCGCUGUGCGGCCGCUCCGCGCUCCUCCCGCCGCCCCCCCGGCACCGGCCCCGGCCCCGAGCCCCGGGGCCUUUCGUCAGCUGCAGCCGCCUCCGAAACAUUCAGACCAUCUUGACACAGAGCAGCAAAUCUCAGCCUGAUGGAAUCCUCUGCAUUUUAGGGAUAGACAGUCGAUACAAUGAAGGGUGCAGGGAACUGGCAAAUUAUCUGCUCUUUGGUUUGUACAACCAGAACAACAACGACUUUGAAAGGACAGGCUUUCCUGAGGAAGUUCUGGAUGAUAUAAUCAUAUUAAUAAAACCUGACAGUGUUCAUCUGUACUGCAACCCUGUGAAUUACAAUCAUCUUCUGCCCUAUGUGGCACACUGGAGGAACUUGCAUUUCCACUGUCUGACUGAAAAUGAGUAUGAAGAUGAAGAAGCUGCAGAGGAAUUCAAGAUUUCCAGCUUUGUGGACAUGGUCCGGGAUUGCAGCCGCAUUGGGAUCCCCUACAGCUGCCAAGGCCACCUGCAGAUAUUUGACAUGUUCAUCGUGGAGAAGUGGCCGAUUGUCCAGGCCUUCGCGCUUGAGGGGAUCGGGGGCGACGGCUUCUUCACCAUGAAAUAUGAAUUAAUGGAUGUCAGUGCUGACUUGUGGAAGACCUAUAGCAAAAUGGAUCCUGUGUCCUUGGAGGAUUUGCUCUUUGAGGAUUUAAUGAUUUUUGAGCACCAGUGGACCAACUUUUUUGCUAAUUUUGACACUGAAAUUCCCUUCAUUCUGGAACUCUCAGAAUCUCAGGCGGGGGAGCCAUUCAGAAGUUAUUUCAGCCAUGGCAUGAUCUCAAGCCAUAUAACAGAUAACAGCCCAAGCCGGCAGCCCUUUGUCCUGUUUGGCAGCCACUCCACGAAGGAAAACUUGAACUCUGGCAACUUUAAUUUUCCAUCUGAAGGACAUCUGGUUCGAAACACUGGCCUUGGUGGAAGCACUGCCAAGCAUAUGGUAGUGCAGUGUGUAUCUCCAAAGGGACCUCUGGCUUGUUCAAGGACCUAUUUUUUUGGAGCCACUCACAUUCCUUUCCUGGGAAAUGACAAUGAGAUGCACAAGCAAGCUGAGCAAGUUACGCUGUUGUCGCAAAUAUAUUCUGCUGUUGUAGAGGCUGUGCUUGCUGGCAUUGAGUGCUAUGCUAAAACUUCCACUGAAUCCAAGGCAAAGGAGGUGGCAGAGCAGGUGCUCCUGUCUGUGUUAGACACCCUUGGCUUAGCACAGCUGAAAUCUGCUUUACGCUCCAAAAUCGCUUUUCAAAUUCAGGCUGUGAACAACCAUGGCAGAAUUACUCCGUUAGAUAAUGAGGACAGCCUCAGUUUGAUCAAAACGGCAUCCAUGAUGGUGUUUGACAUUCCAGACCUGCUCACGGGAAGAGGAUGCUUGGGAUCUGUUGUGUUUUCAGAGUCCUUCCUGACAUCACAGAUACAGGUCAAAGAAAAAGAUGGCAGCAUCCAUCCAGACUCGAGGCACGUUAUCCUGACCGCAGCUAUCCCGAGAUUUGCUUCCUGGCUGGUUGAAGACAGUGAUGUGAAACUGUCUGAAAAGGCACAGCAAGUAUUGAAGGAAGACAAAUCUUUCCUGGGCACUUUACUCACUGGGGGUGAUGGAGUUUAUAUCUGUUCCAGCAAUCCACAGGCCAUGCCUGCAGAAGGCAAAUUGUAUUUCUUUUCCGAUGGAAUUCUGUUCUGUGAUCCCCACCAAGGCAGCAUUUCCAUUUCCAAGAACCACAUGAGUUCCAUUUCUCUCUAUGAUGGGGAUUCCAACAGUGUUGUUGCUGCUCUCUUUAUAGACUUCAAAAGUUCCCUGCUUCCUCAUCUCCCUGUUGAAUUCCACACCCAGAACAACUUUCUGAUGAUUGCACUUUUCCCCAAAAGAAAGAUUUAUAAAGCUUUUUAUUCACAGGUUUUCUCUUCAUGGCAAAGCCAGACAAGCUCAGGAUUAUCUUUAAGGGUUGUCCAGGAAGAAUUCCUGUCUGAGGAACAAAAGAGGCUGCAUUCCAGUGUUCAGAAGCUCUUCAACGCCUUGUCUUUUUCAUCUGGGGAGAGAUGCAGAGAGCUGAAGCUGUCUGCUGCCAUUCCAGAAUUGAAGAGGUUUAUGCAGCACUUCACAGUCAGCAGCGUCAGUACCAAGCCAGUGAUGAGAGCACAUCUUCCUGUCCUUCUCCAACAGUCAGAAACCAUUUCUGACAGCAAAGCAGAAGGUGAUAAGGUGAUCAUCACUAUCAUCACCGGGCUGCCAGGAUGCCGUUCCACCGACCUGUGUUCUUUCCUUGUCACUUUUACCAAGGAGCAUGGAAGGUGGAUUGUUUAUCGGCAGACCAUGGAUAGUCCCGAGUGUUUCAGUGCUUCCCACUUCCAGCGUUUCCUGGCCGGGCUCCUGGAGGCCCAGCAGAACCUCGGGGUCCGUCAGGCUGGGAAGAGCAGGAGGCUCCUGGUGGUGCUGCAAGGGUACACUGAUGUUAUUGAUGUUGUGCAAGCUCUGCAAACUCACCCUGACCCAGAUGUGAAAUCUUCCUUCACCAUUGGAGCAGUCAACACCUGUGUGGAGCCUCUGAGCUGCUACAUGGAACACAGGCUUCUUUUCCCCAAGUUCUUGGACCAGUGUUCACAAGGACUGGUGAGUAACGUGGUUUUCACAAGUCAUGCCACAGAGCAGAGGCACCCACUCCUUGUGCAGCUGCAGAGCCUGAUCCGAGCAGCAAAUCCUGGAGUUUCCUUCAUCCUGGCAGAAAAUGGAAUUGUAACGAGGAAUGAGGAUAUUGAAUUAAUUCUCUCAGAAAGCAGUUUUUCAAAUCCUCAGAUGAUGAGAGCUCGAUAUUUAAUGUACCCUGGCUGGUACGAGGGCACAUACGGGGCUGGGCCCGUGUUCCCUCCCAUGGUUCAGAUCUGCGUGUGGUUCAGUCGCCCUCUGGAGAAAACACGAUUUGUGACCAAAUGCAAAGCAAUUAAGUCAUUGCUCAAGCCAAGUCCUUUUUCUGGGAACAUUUAUCACAUCAUGGGCAAAGUGAAGUUUUCAGAUGCUGAUAAAGUCAUUGAAGUCUGUCACAACACAGCAGCAAAUUCCCUAAGCCUGGUGCCUGUUCCGGAGGGGCCAGCUCCUCCCGAUUCCAGAAGUGAUGCCAGAGACUGCAGCAGUCAACAGGAAUAUUUCCUUGUGUUCAUUGGCUGCUCCCUGAAGGAAGAGGAUAUCAAAGAUUGGCUCAGAGAAACUGCAAAACAGAAACCUCAGAGGAAAGCCCUGAAAACCAGAGGAAUGUUAACCCUUCAGGAAAUAAAAAACAUUCACGUGAAACGCCACUUGGAUCCACUUCCAGCUGGUUAUUUUUACAAUGGGACUCAAUUUGUGAAUUUUUUUGGUGACAAAAUGGAUUAUCAUCCAUUAAUGGACCAGUUUAUGAAUGAUUACUUGGAAGAAGCCAACAGGGAAAUCGAGAAGUACAACAGAGAGCUGGAAGAGCAGGAGUACCACGACCUCUUUGAGCAGAAGACUUAAGCACGUGGGUCCUGAGUGUUUCUGUCCUUGUGUCAGGAACCAGAAAUUCUGUUUUGUCCUUCUGGCUCACAAGAAAUUGAGUGAAAUGUCUGUUUUCAGCACUCCUUCCCAAACUAAGGGAUCAUUCCCCUAAGGUUGGCAUUUAACACGGUAACUGCUUAGCUGUUUGUACUGUCAGGUUUGCUUCCACUUCACCUUAAUUCCAGACUGUACAAAGCAUCACCUGGAAUCUCUGGCUUGUGGUGGAAACUUGGGAAAAAGAAGAAGGAGAAAAGAAGCAAAACUGGAUUUAUUUCCUUAAAAGGUCAGAAUGUCAUUGUGAAAUUGGGCCAUGGUGCAGAUAUCGAACAAUCCUUGGGCGUCCCUUGGAAAUCGUUGCACGGGAGCAUCGAUGAACAGUGGGGGAAUUCAGGAUGUGGGAUUGGGGUGCUCCCAAAGCGAGAAAUGGGGGAGCAGACUUGGAAGAGUCCCCAAUCCCAGAACUGUUUGGGUGUUCCCGAAGCAAAAAAAAAUGGGGGAAUAAGUAAAAAAAAUUAGAAGAGUCCCUAAUCCCACAGCUGCUGGGAUGUUCACAAAGCGAGAAAUGGGGGAACAAUAUGAAAGGCCCAGAACUGAGUCCCUAAGCAGCAGCUGUUGGGAUGUUCCCAAAGUGAGAAAUGAGGGAACAGUGGGAAAAACUCAGAAUUGGGUCCCUAAUCCCACAGCUCUUGGUGUGUUCCCAAAGCGAGAAAUGGGGGAACAGUGGGGAAAACUCUGAAGAGUUCCUGAUCCCAGAGCUGUUGGUGUGUUCCCAAAGCAGGAAAUGGAAUGAGUCAAAAACUUAGAAUCCCUGAGUCUGCAGCUGUGUUAGGAUGUUCCCAAAGCGAGAAAUGAGGGAACAGAGGGAAAAACUCAGAAUUGGGUCCCUGAUCCCACAACUCUUGGUGUGUUCCCAAAGCGAGAAAUGGGGGAAUGCUUCCUCAGAGUCCCUGAUCCCACAGUUGUUGAUGUAUUGCCAAAAUGAGAAAUGGGGGAACAGGGGGAACAGCUCAGGUGAGAAUCUAAUCCCACAGCUGCUGGGAUGUUCCUAAAGCGAGAAAUGGGGGAACAAUGGGGAAAAUUCAGAAUUUAUUCCCUAAUCCCAGAGCUGUUGGUGUGUUCCCAAAGCAGAAGAUGGGAGAAUGAUUAAAAAAUUUAGAAUGCCUGAAUCUGCAGCUGUUAGGAUGUUCCCAAAGUGAGAAAUGGGGGAACAAUGGAAAGAACUCAGAACUGAGUGCCUAAUCUCACAGUUUCUAGGGCAUUCCCAAGGUGAAAAAUGUGGAAACAGUGGGAACAACUCAGAAUUCUGAGUCCUUAAUCCCAGAGCUGUCAGAGCAUUCCCAAAGCAAGAAAUGGGGAAUGGGAAAAGCUCGGAUGAGCACCUAAUCCCAGAGUUGUUAGGAUGUUCCCAAAGCAACAGAUGGGGGAAGAGUGGGAAAAACUGAAGAAUCCCUAAUCCCAGAGCUGUCAGGAUGUUCCCAAAGUGAGAAAUGGGGGAACAAUGGGGAGAACUCAGAACUGAGUCCCUAAUCCCAGAGCUGCUGGGGCAUUCCCAAAGUAAAAAAUGUGGAAACAGUGGGAAGAAUUGAGAAGAGUCCCUAAUCCCAGAGCUGUCAGGUGUUCCCAAAGCGAGAAAUGGGGGAACACUUUUUCAGAGUUCCUAAUCCCAGAGCUGUUAGGAUGUUCCCAAAAUGAGAAAUGGGGGAACAAUGG